UAAAAAAGUUGUCCCUGAUAUCUUAUCCAACCCGGAAGAACUGUGUUUACAGAGUAGGCUGAGAAUCGGCGAGGGAGGGAAGUGGAAGGAAGAUGGCUUCCAUGGCUCAGCAAUUCACUGGGUUGAGAUGUGCGCCUCUGUCUUCUUCGCGUCUAUCGACGCCAUUUUCUCCGAGGCAUUUGCAGAACAAGGCCCGUUCACUUCCUGUUCACGCUGCAGUUAUAUCCAGCCCCAUUCCCAGUCCACAGACCAAGGAGCGUUUCAAGCUCAAGGAGGUCUUCGAGGAUGCCUACGAACGCUGCCGCAAUGCCCCCGUCGAAGGCAUCUCCUUCACUCUCGAGGACUUCCAUGCCGCUCUCGAGAAAUACGAUUUCGAUUCUGAGAUGGGAACUAAGGUGAAAGGUACUGUGUUCUGUACGGAUGCCAAUGGAGCACUUGUUGACAUUACUGCCAAGUCAUCUGCAUACUUGCCAGUGCAGGAGGCUUGCAUUCACAGAAUAAAACAUGUAGAAGAAGCAGGAAUAUUUCCUGGUGUGAGAGAGGAGUUUGUUAUUAUUGGUGAGAAUGAAGCUGAUGAUAGCUUGGUUUUGAGCUUGAGAUCCAUUCAAUAUGACCUUGCUUGGGAGAGGUGCAGACAGCUUCAAGCAGAGGAUGUUGUUGUCAAGGGUAAGGUGGUUGACGCAAACAAAGGUGGAGUUGUGGCAGUUGUGGAAGGCCUAAGAGGGUUUGUUCCUUUCUCACAGAUAUCAUCGAAAUCAACUGCCGAAGAGCUUCUGAACAAGGAGCUUCCUCUGAAGUUUGUGGAAGUUGAUGAGGAACAAUCGAGGCUUGUCCUCAGUAACCGUAAGGCUAUGGCUGACAGCCAGGCGCAGCUUGGAAUUGGAUCAGUGGUUACCGGAACAGUUCAAAGCCUUAAACCUUAUGGUGCAUUCAUUGAUAUUGGUGGAAUCAAUGGUCUUCUCCAUGUUAGUCAGAUCAGUCAUGACCGGAUAUCAGAUAUUGCAACAGUUCUUCAGCCUGGGGACACUCUUAAGGUCAUGAUAUUGAGCCACGAUCGUGAGAGAGGCCGAGUUAGUCUCUCUACCAAGAAGCUAGAGCCCACUCCUGGUGACAUGAUUCGCAAUCCAAAGCUCGUGUUUGAGAAGGCCGAGGAGAUGGCACAAACCUUCAGGCAGAGGAUAGCUCAAGCAGAGGCAAUGGCACGUGCAGACAUGCUUAGGUUUCAGCCUGAGAGUGGAUUGACUUUGACUACUGAUGGAAUAUUGGGUCCAAUUACCCCAGAGUUGCCUGUAGAGGGUUUAGAUUUGAGUGAUGUUCCUCCAGCUGAAGAAUGAGGAAUUGAGGACUAGAUUUGGUUUGAUUAACACUGACAUGCCAAGUUAGAAAGAAUUUCUCGAUCACCUCAACCGUCUUCAGUUUGUAGAUGACGCACUUCUCAUCUCGAGCGACGACUUAGUAAGCUAAAAAAAUUAGAAAUGUAGCCCUUGCUAAAUAGAGUUGGAAGUUUAACUCGUUCACAAAGAAUGGAUCCCUAGAUGGAAAGGUUAUGUCAAGUUUAAAGAGUUUUGGACUUAUAUUGUUAUCUAAAAAUGUUGGCUAUGAAAUUUAAAAGUUCUCCAUCUAGAAA
Messenger RNA from Momordica charantia (bitter melon), 1627 nucleotides. RefSeq names its product ribosomal protein S1 (gene RPS1). The record is from RefSeq and is a predicted model, not a curated record. Gene Ontology annotation, cellular component: chloroplast stroma. Gene Ontology annotation, biological process: translation. Gene Ontology annotation, molecular function: mRNA binding; structural constituent of ribosome. NCBI's taxonomy places the organism in Eukaryota, Viridiplantae, Streptophyta, Magnoliopsida, Cucurbitales, Cucurbitaceae.